This is a messenger RNA of Racocetra persica, 132 nucleotides long. The record is from the annotation of a GenBank genome assembly. Lineage: Eukaryota; Fungi; Glomeromycota; Glomeromycetes; Diversisporales; Gigasporaceae.
ACCGUCCGGAACUGAAGAUGUAGUACGUGUUUAUGCUGAAGCAUCUACGCGUGAAGAUUGUGAUGAGUUAGCAUUUAAAGUUGCAGGACUUGUUUAUGAUGAAGCUGGUGGUACUGGAGGAAGACCUUCCGA